CUAGAGCGCAGCCGCCGUGCCCUAUUCGCGCAGCCGGAACCCGGUUCGGAGUCCGAGCGCUUCUCCCGCGCGGGUCCUGUGGGCGGCUCCUCCCGUGGGGCGUGCGCUGGCUGGAGGAUUGCUGGGUUCCCAGAAGAGAGCAGCUGCCUGGAACGCAGAGAAAGAAUACGUCUCCCCACGACAUGGCAGGUAAGAAGGUGCUGAUCGUCUAUGCCCACCAAGAGCCCAAGUCUUUCAACGGCUCCUUGAAGCGAGUGGCCGUGGAGGAGCUGAGCAAGCAGGGCUGCACCGUCACGGUGUCCGACCUGUAUGCCAUGGACUUCGAGCCGAGGGCCACAAGGAAAGACAUCACUGGGGCCGUCUCUAACCCUGAGGUCUUCAAUUAUGGGGUGGAAGCCUACGAAGCCUGCAAGAAGAGGUGUCUGACCAGCGACAUCCUUGAGGAGCAGAAGAAGGUUCAGGAAGCAGAUCUGGUGAUUUUUCAGUUCCCGCUGUACUGGUUCAGCGUGCCAGCAAUCAUGAAGGGCUGGAUGGACAGGGUGCUGUGCCAGGGGUUUGCCUUUGACUUCCCAGGAAUCUACGAUGCUGGUUUUCUGAAGGGUAAAUUAGCCCUGCUUUCCCUGACCACGGGAGGCACGGCUCAGAUGUACACAAAAACUGGGGCCAGCGGCGAUUUCCGGUACUUCUUGUGGCCACUCCAGCAUGGCGCACUGCACUUCUGUGGAUUUAAGGUCCUUGCCCCGCAGAUCAGUUUUGCUCCUGAGUAUGCAUCAGAAGAAGAAAGAAAAGCCAUGGUGGCGUCCUGGGCCCAGAGGCUGAAAACCGUCUGGCAGGAGGAGCCCAUCCAGUGCACUCCCCCCUGGUACUUUGGGCACUGACGCUCCGUGGACCCAAGCACCUGCACGGCGCAGGCGGUGCUGCCACUCAGUGGGAUUUAGUGGGGUGUGCGAGGGGUGUCUUCCGGCUGUGGUUCAGUAGUCAGCAGCUCUGCGGACGCCUGUUCUGACUGAUCGUCACUCAGCCACGUUUUCCUUUCUCUGGGAUCUGUCGCUGUCUCAUGGUGACUUUGAUUUUCAGAUAGUUCUCUGGGCGUGGAGCUGGGCUUGUUGGGUUUAUUUUUCCACUUGGUUUUGUUUCAUGACUCAACUUGAGAGUUUCUACUUUUAUUAAUAGGAAAGUUUAAUCCAUUCAGAGCUUUUUAAAAAAUGGACACAUAACGGUAAAUAUUUAUGGGUUCAGUGUGAUAUUUUGGUACAGGUAUACAAUGUGUAAUGAUCAAUUCAGGGUGAUUAGCCUGUGUAUUACCUGAGACACUUUUUGUGGUGAGAACAUUGCAAAUCCUCUCUCAGCCAUUUUGAAAUACCCAAUAAACGAUCAUUAGCUAGUCGCCCUACUGCUCUGGAGGGCACUGGGACUUCUC
This is a messenger RNA of Lepus europaeus (European hare), 1420 nucleotides long. It is a transcript of the gene NQO2, whose product is annotated as N-ribosyldihydronicotinamide:quinone dehydrogenase 2. Gene Ontology annotation, cellular component: cytosol. NCBI's taxonomy places the organism in Eukaryota, Metazoa, Chordata, Mammalia, Lagomorpha, Leporidae. Gene Ontology annotation, molecular function: NAD(P)H dehydrogenase (quinone) activity. The record is from RefSeq and is a predicted model, not a curated record. The coding region runs from base 183 to 878 and encodes 231 amino acids. The transcript is spliced from 7 exons.